AUGGGCACGAGAGAGCAGAGCCUCAAUCUCAAGUCAAGGUACACUCCAGGGCUCACUGCACGCUCGAGGCGCUGGUGGAGUGGAGUGGUCCAGAAGUCGGCCUGGACGGGAUGGAUGGACGUGUCGCAUCGUACAAGUAAAUCCGAGCCACGGGGCGCGGCCCAGGCCUCUCUGCAGGAGGAGGGAGGACGAGGAGGAGGGGGGGUACGGUUGGUCGUCCAGGCAAGGAGGGGGGGAGUGGUCAAGGAUGAGCUGGGGUUUGUCGAUGUGACUUCUUCGGUGGCCGGUCCUCUCUGGCAUGUUUUCCAUUCAGUCGAUCCCUACCUCGUUCAGUCCAGGUCGCCUCCCAGCUGGUCCACCUACCUUACCCAGACGCUGGGGCUGAACGGCAUGGCAUAG
Molecule: messenger RNA, 399 nt
Organism: Verticillium dahliae VdLs.17
Lineage: Eukaryota; Fungi; Ascomycota; Sordariomycetes; Glomerellales; Plectosphaerellaceae
Exons: 2
Coding region: 1-399 (132 amino acids)
Source: RefSeq, a predicted model, not a curated record